This is a messenger RNA of Candidula unifasciata, 804 nucleotides long. NCBI's taxonomy places the organism in Eukaryota, Metazoa, Mollusca, Gastropoda, Stylommatophora, Geomitridae. The record is from the annotation of a GenBank genome assembly.
AUGUCUAUGUUUAUGACUAACCUGCUGUGGUUACUCAAUUAUCACACUCUUUCGUGGAUUCUUCAGUAUGGUGUUUUCCUCUAUGUAGCUGUGUGUAGUGGCUUGUAUAUUAUUCUAACAUUAAAGGCGAUUGAUUUGUAUAAAAGGAAUAUUUUUGCCGGACGCAAAGUUCUGCUGGUAACUGCACACCCAGAUGAUGAAUGUAUGUUUUUUUCACCAGCUAUACUUGAACUGUCACAUUCUAAUUCAGUUCACAUCCUGUGCGUCACUACAGGUAACUACUAUGGCCUUGGGACUGAGAGGAAGAAAGAAAUCCUUGAAAGUGCUAAAGUGCUAGGAAUACCUAAGCAGAAUGUUGAAGUCUUUGAUGACAGCUGUUUCUUAGAUGAUCCACACCAGGCUUGGGAUGUGAGGAAGCUGCAACAGAGUCUUAUGGCACACAUAGAGCAAUUGCAGCCUGAUUAUAUCUUAACAUUUGAUGAUAAAGGUGUGAGUGGCCAUCCAAACCAUAUUGCUGUAUCGCAAGUUUUACGGCAGAUGCUGAAGGAAAGUAGAGCUACUGGACCAAAACCCAGACUGUAUUUGCUGGAGACUGUCUCUCUGGCAAGACAGUACAUCUCAUUCCUGGACCUUCCCCUGAGUCUGCUGACUAAAAAACUCACUUUUGUGUCCAGUUUUUCCAACAUUAUUUGCUCCCAGCGUGCUAUGUAUGCACAUCAGACACAGUUUGUAUGGUUCAGGAUUCUUCAUGUCAUCUUCUCACGUUACAUGGUUAUAAAUACAUUUGUACCUGUUGAAUUGUGA